CUGAACAAGUAUUCUGUAUUUAUUUAAAAAUGUCUCCCAUGUUGGUAAUAAUGUUUCUCCAAUAGGGAAUAUAGUUUUGUCAAUGCAGGGCUUCCAUACUUUCUUAUGUUUUUAUCAGCUGAUGCAGCGGCGGUUUAAGCUGGGCUAGCGGGUUGACGACUACUGGACACCGGCUUUGAUAGCAUUUAUCCAGGCAGGAACUCUCCGUAUCCUCCUCCAUUAUUAUCAGCACAGCCUGCUCGCUUGGCCCUCACUCCUCCCGCUAUCUUUCUGACUUUUGACCCUCCGUGCCUCUGCUCCUGAUGCCCCGUUAGCCUGGGAGCUAGCUGCUGCUAUAAAGAGAAGCGGGAAGCCGGAGGCAGACUGACCGGGAUAGAGCGCGCCGCAGCGGGAUGAGCCAUGGCGUCUGUCCGGGUGGUUGUGCGGGUCAGGCCGAUGAACAGGCGGGAGAAGGACCUGACUGCCAAAGGCAUCAUCAAGAUGGAAGGAACCAAAACCAGCAUCAUCAACCUAAAGAUCCCAGAUGAAGUGGUAGGAGACUCGAUGAGGGAACGAACCAAAACCUUCACCUAUGAUUUUUCCUACGACUCGAUGGACUGUAAGAGCUCCUCGUUUGUCUCCCAGGAAAAGGUUUUCAGGGAUCUGGGCUGUGAUGUUCUGAAGGCGGCCUUCGAGGGCUACAACGCCUGUGUGUUUGCCUACGGUCAGACCAGCUCAGGGAAGUCCUACACCAUGAUGGGAGUUCCAGGUGAUGCAGGUCUCAUCCCGAGGAUCUGUGAGGGUUUGUUCAGUCGGAUCUCGGAUGCUACGCGACGGGAUGAAGCUUCGUUCCGCACAGAAGUCAGCUACCUGGAGAUCUACAAUGAGAGAGUGAGAGACCUGCUGAGGAGGAAGUCAACCCACACCUACAAUCUGAGAGUCCGGGAACACCCCAAAGACGGGCCCUACGUGGAAGAUCUGUCCAAACACCUGGUGCAGAACUACAGCGAUGUGGAGGAGCUGAUGGAGGCGGGAAACAUCAAUAGAACAACCGCCAGCACCGGCAUGAACGACGUCAGCAGCCGCUCGCACGCCAUCUUCACCAUCAACUUCACACAGGCCAAGUUUGAUGCCGAGAUGCCGAGCGAAACGGUCAGUAAGAUCCAUCUGGUCGAUCUGGCAGGCAGCGAGCGGGCCGACGCCACCGGAGCCACCGGCGUCCGGUUGAAGGAGGGCGGGAACAUCAACAAGUCGCUGGUCACGCUUGGAAACGUCAUCUCCGCUCUGGCCGACAUGGCGCAGGACAGCGUGAACACCAACCUGAAGAAGAAGUCCGUCUUCGUUCCCUACAGAGACUCUGUUCUGACGUGGCUGCUGAAGGACAGCCUGGGUGGAAACUCCAAGACCAUCAUGAUCGCCACCAUCUCCCCCGCCAACAUGAACUACGGCGAGACACUCAGCACUCUUCGCUACGCCAACCGAGCCAAGAACAUCAUCAACAAGCCCACCAUCAACGAGGACUCCAACGUCAGGCUGAUCAGAGAACUGCGGGCUGAAAUCGCCCGGCUGAAGGCUCUGCUGGUUCAGGGUAACCAGAUUGCUCUGCUGGAUUCCCCCACCGCUCUCAGUAUGGAGGAGAAGCUGCACCAGAACGAAGCCAGGGUUCUGGAGCUUACUAAAGAGUGGACCAACAAAUGGAACGAGACUCAGGACAUCCUGAAGGAGGAAACUCUCGCUCUGAGGAAAGAAGGAAUCGGAGUGGUGCUGGACUCGGAGCUGCCUCACCUCAUCGGCAUCGACGACGACCUGCUCAGCACCGGCAUCAUCCUGUACCACCUGAAGGAGGGACGGACAUACGUGGGCCGAGAGGACGCGUCCACCGAGCAGGACAUCAUUCUGCACGGUCUGGACCUGGAGAGCGAGCACUGUGUAUUUGAGAACCAGAAUGGGGCGGUUACUCUGGUGCCGCUCGGUGGAGCUCAGUGUUCAGUUAACGGGGUUCUGGUGACGGCACCAUCGCAGCUCAACCAAGGAGCCGUUAUUCUGCUCGGCAGGACUAACAUGUUUCGCUUCAACCAUCCGAAGGAGGCAGCCAAACUGAGGGAGAAACGGAAGAGCGGCCUCCUGUCGUCGUUCAGCCUAUCCAUGACUGAUCUGUCCAAGUCCUGUGAGAACCUCUCCACUGUGAUGCUCUACAACCCAGGUCUCCUCACUCAGAAGGGCCACGUCUUCCUCAGGUUGGAGUUUGAGAGGCAGCAGAGAGAAGAGCUGGAGAAACUGGAGAUGAAAAGGAUGCUGAUCAAAGAGAUGGAGGCCAAGCAGCUGAGUGAGAAGGCGGAGCUCGAGCGCCUCCAGCAGGAGGUGGAGAGUCAGCGCAAGGAGUCGGAGGAGGUGCAGCAGCGGAUCCUCCGUCAGGAGGAGAGCCUCCGUCGUCGCAGCCAAGACAUCGAGAGCCGCCUGCAGGACUUCUUGGCUGAAAAGGAACGCUUUGAGGAGGAGAGGCGCUCCGAGAUCCAGGAAGUGGAGCUGCAGCGCAGAAAGCUGCAGAAACGGCAGCAGGAGGAGGAGCAGGAGGCGAAGCGUCAACAACAAGAGGCUGCAGAGCAGACUGAGAUUUACCGUGAGCUGGAGCGACUGAAGAAGGAGCGCGAGGAGCAGCAGAUACGCCUGGAGAUGGAGCGGCGGCGGCUGGAGGAGCAGGAGCAGGAGCAGCUGAGUUUGGUUGGGAGGCUGGAGGAGCAGCUAAGGGAAAAACAGGAGGCGGCUUCCGCCCUGCUGACCAGGGAAGUCGUCCGACGCCUGGAGGAGGAACGACGUGCGCUGGCAGAGAUCAGAGAGGCACUCCUCCGAGCCAAAGAGGCCGCGGAGCGGACAGAUGUGGAAGAUGCCAGCAAAGAGGCGAGAUCUGUCCAGAGGCAGUACACGGCCUUUAAGGAGGUUCAGGUGAAGGAGCUGGGAAAGCUGGAGGAGGGGCUCCAACGGCAGAGGGAGCUCCUGGAGAAGGAGGUGGCUGCAGAGAAGAGCACAUUGCUGCUCCUCGCCCACAGACUAAAGGAGCGACAGCGGCAGCUGAAGGAGGGGCAGCAGAAAGGAGCGCAGGACGCCACGACCAUCUGUCAGGAGGAGCAGCUCCUUAGGCAGGCGGAGAACCGACUGCACUUCAAUGAGCGACAGCUCGCCAACCUGGCCGACAUCCUCCUCCCUGCACUGGCUGAGGAGAAGCAGAGAGCCGUGGAGAUGCUGGAGCGCAGCGCCGUGGGGAGCAAUGAGAACUGUGACGGUCCGCCUGGACUGGACAACACACUGUUCCAGGUGGAGAAGGAGCUGGAGGACAAGGAGGAGAAGCUGCACCUCCACUGGCACAGUGCCCAGCAGCUGCAGCAGCUCCAGGAGUCCUACGAGUUCACGGCCAACGUGGCCCGGCAGGAGGAGAAGGUAAGGAGGAAGGAGAAGGAGAUCCUAGAGUCAAAGGAGAUGCAGCAGAGGGAGGCCAUGGAGCAGGCGGUGGCUCGGCUGGAGAGGAGGCACUCGGCUCUGAGACGCAGCGUCUCCCUUGAGCCACACUCUGAGGAGCAAAGUUGUUCUGUGAGGACGGGAGCCGAUCUGGACCAGCAGAGAGUGGAGCAUGAGAUCCAGAAGCUGCGGCAGAGGAUCAGUGAGGGUGAAAACCACAACCGGAGUCAGUCCGUCGGUACCGAUGAGAAGACGGGACACAGCAGCUCCCCGGCCAGCCACAUCCAGAGUCUGAACACUCUGCUGCCGCUGUCUGAUGACAGCAGGAUCAACGCAUACAUCGAGGAGGAAGUUCAGCGCCGGCUUCGGAAGAUGAACCUCCUGAACGGGAGCAGCAGCAUGGAUCUGUCCGUGUCCUGCGAGUCUCUCAGAGACGAUGAGGAAGUUAGCGUCUGUAGCUCUGUUAGAUUAACAGAUGAGGAGGAUGAAAAACUGCAGAACAUAAAUCCACGAAGGCUGAAGUAUGAGAAUACCUGCUGGUCUAACCUCCUGGGCUCCCCAGAGUUUGAGACAAGUUUACUCCCUGACGUCCAGAACGUUUUUGAUGAACCAAAGGACGAACUUCUGGAGACUCACAGAGAAAAACAGCUCGGUUCCUCAGACAGACUCCUGAUUGAAAAAGACAUUGACAAAGUAAACUGGUGGGAAGGAGAAGUAAAUGUUCUUACAGGAAAGCGGCUCCAACCUGUUUGUGGACCUGAUUGUUGUUACAAAAGAGACCAACAAGCAACCAACAGACUGAGUGGAAACGAGAAAAUCACCAGAGACAGUAAUUAUCUCCACUUGGAUUCUGAUGAUCAGAAGAAGAAAAUGUUGAACAAAUCAUUGAAUUCACACUCAGAGAAAAUAGUCAAUUAUCAAACAUGUGAAACAGAAAGAGACAAAGAACCAGAACUUUCCAAGCUUCAAAGCUCUGACAAGCAAGAUCCAAAAGAGGAGAACAAUAGGUACCAGGUAUUGGAAGAUCUCAAAAACGUUAAGAAUCAAGCCCAAAACAUUCACAGCCACACAACAGAAGAGUUGGAUGUUUUAAAACUGCAAGAUUCUGGCAAUGAGUUAAUCUGGUUGGAAAAGGAAACUAACGGCCCGAUGAAGCAAAAGGCAGAGAAGGUUUUGGGCUAUAAGAGCCAUGUUUUGGAUGAUCUUGAAUAUGUCAAUGUUCAAACCCAAAAUCAGGAGAAGGUAGAGUCAGAACAUUCAAAUUCUCAAAUCUCUGACAAUGAUUUCAUCAGCUCAGGGCAGGACUCAAAACAUGGCGUCUGUGAACUACUAAAGCAAGAAAUGUUGGACAGUAAGAACCACGAUUUGGACCAUUUUGAAAAUGCCAAGAAUCAACCUGAAAUGGAGAGAGCAGACAAUUCUAAACCUUUAAAGCUGCAAAGCUCUGACAGUGAGUCUAUCUUCUCCGAGCAAGAUUUAAAAGACGCCAUCAAUGGUCCAGUCAAGCAGGAGAAAUUGGACGAGGGGAACAAUGUUUUCGAUUAUCUUAAAAAUGUCAAAAAUAAAAGCCCAAACCUGGUGGGUGAUGAAGAGUUGGAACAAGACAAAAAGGCAGCAGCAAAGCAAGAAUUGACCAGCAGGAGCUACAUUUGGGAUUACGUUUCUAAAGUCAAGAACCACACUCUGCAUCCGUGGACCACCAGAGAGUCUGAACUGCUUAAGUGGCUGAGUUCUGGAAGAGACUAUAUCAGCUCCAAGCAAGACAUAAUGUUGGUUAGUAAAGAAACGGACCAAGGAAAGGUCGAUGCUGCAGAAAGGGUGUCGACUGAAAGGAGCUUUGUUUGGAACUAUGUUACUAAAGUUAGGAACCAAACACUAUAUCCAUGGAGACCAGAAGAAUCUGAGCCAUCCAGGGAUCAACCAUUGGAUUUACCCAACUCUGGCACAGAGUUGACUAUGCCGGGAAAGAACUCAAAGUCUGGUGGUGAAAUGGGUCAAGAUCAAAAGGAAGCUCUAGAAAGGGUAUUGUCCAGUAAAAACAAUGUUUGGGAGUAUGUUGCAAAGGUUAGGUACCAAACCCUUUACCCGUGGAGGUCAGUUGAAACUGAGAUUCCCCAGUCAAAUGGUAAGCAGGAUAUAAUUGGACCCAUUGGACAAGAAGAAAAUGAAAAACUGAUGGACAUGACCGCCAGUAAGAGAAACCUGUGGCACUAUCUCACAAAAGUCAAGAACCAAACCCUCUACCCGUGGCGAGCAGAGGAAGCUGAGAUUUCCAGGGAUCAAUCCACCGAGUUACAGGACUCGGAUAAACAUUCCAGCCCAGAUUUGAGCAAGUGCCAAGUUUUUGACUACUUUACAGGAAAGCUUUCAGAUGCUUACAAAAAUGCAGAGAGACGACUACAGGGCACACGAGACUUCAUCCGAAAUGUGGGAGUCGAUGAAAUAAGGUAUGCCGUCUCUCAGUACAUGACCAUGAUGUCCAAAGAUGUUCCGCAGAUCCAACAAAUGAAAUUUCAGCUCCCUCCAAAACCUCACCCUGUUCUGGAAAACAAAGUCAGUUUGGUGGAUCUGUCCAACGCUUGUGCCCUUGGUGGUUCUCAAGGACUUGGCUUGAAUGCCACAUUAGCAUGGCCUAAGAGGUCAGUGUCCUCUGUCAGAAUCGGCGGGACAGAGGACUGCCGUCCAGAAGAGUUUUAUCAGGGUCUGAUUGAGUUUCCACCAGCUUUGGAGCAGCUUCGUAGUCUCUCAUCCCAACAGAUACUGGAAAAAACUGAAUCUCUGUCCUCUCAAAGACCAGUUAAAAAUAUUCUAAGUACCUUCUGGCUCAGAGCAGCCAGCUUUGAGCAACCCAGUCCAAAACCAGCUUGCCUACUUUUGUCAGAACAGGGCCUCACGGUAGUUUCAGCUGACAAAGACUCUUUGGACACCCUCAAUAUUUUCCAUCAUUUUGACCUUACAGAAAUCAGGGAGGUCCAGAUCAGUUUGGCAGGGCAGCACGUCCGUCUAAUUGGGUUUAGAGAGGAUUCGGUUCUGGCUGUCUUCACUCACAACCAAGAGCUCACACAGGACUUCUGCAAGGCUGUACUAAAGACUUGCUGUCCUGAGACGUUCUCCAAGGUAACUGAAACUCACCCAUUGCUCUCAGAGGACCUCAUGGCUCUGUCUUUGGAUUGGACCUCCAGUGUUCCUGAUGUUACCUUACACAGUGGUCUGAAUGUCACUUCCAGAUUCAAGCGGGUCCUUGCAGACCUGCUCUACAUCAUCCACGGGAACAUGGACGAUCCAAACAAACCUUCUCUGGCGCAUAUAUGUCCUCUGCUCUACACCAGCGUCAGGGUGACCAGCUCCAUCAGAGUCCAUCAAGACUCUCUGUUCCAGUUCCUUCUGACGGACACUCAUGUUGCUCUUCUCCAGGAGGAUGGAGUCUUUCAUCCAGUGCCACGAGGGUCCAGCCAGGUUCCCGUUCAGCCUCAGUUCCAAGGACUAAAGCUGCGCAGGCGUUCAGACAUCAGGUGUCUGCUUGUCAGGAGGAAUGAGAACUGCUUCCGCGUAGAUGUGGUCUUCAAAAAACGCAAUAAGCAAGCUCUGAAACGGAAGGUGGAGUUAAGGCGGGGCUCAGCUGAUGUUCCCGCCUCCAGCAGUCUGUGCGACUCUUGGAAAUUAACUUUUGGCUGCUCUUCAGAAGCUCAAAUGCUCAUAAACCAUCUGUGCAUCUAAAGGUGGACUUUACCAGGGUCACAGCAUGAGUGACUCUGUGGGAAUAAUCAGCCAGGUGCUCCCUUUUAAUUUUAGGGAAAAAAAUUGUCUUCAGAAGAAAAUUUACAUGAAAUAACUUUUAAAUGUGUUUUAACCUUUUUAAACUUUUCUCACAUUAAAAUGAUAAAGAUUAACUAUAAACCUGCUGUAAUUAAUACAAUAAAAUGAGACUGCAGCUGACAUGAUAAAUAUUUAUUAACUUGUUUCCAAAGGAGAAUAAUGUCACUUUACUUAUUUGGUCAUGAUGGGAAGUAACAGGAAAUGAUUAAUUUUGCACUAUGUGUACAUGUUCUUGAUUUAAAACUAAAUAAAGAUUACAUCAGUUUGAA
This is a messenger RNA of Girardinichthys multiradiatus, 7517 nucleotides long. It is a transcript of the gene kif16ba, whose product is annotated as kinesin family member 16Ba. The transcript is spliced from 25 exons. Gene Ontology annotation, molecular function: ATP binding; phosphatidylinositol binding; microtubule motor activity. Gene Ontology annotation, biological process: microtubule-based movement. Bases 400 to 7149 code for a protein of 2249 amino acids. Lineage: Eukaryota; Metazoa; Chordata; Actinopteri; Cyprinodontiformes; Goodeidae. The record is from RefSeq and is a predicted model, not a curated record.